Xiphophorus hellerii (green swordtail) is the source of this 1921-nucleotide messenger RNA. RefSeq names its product translocase of inner mitochondrial membrane 23 homolog a (yeast) (gene timm23a). Gene Ontology annotation, cellular component: TIM23 mitochondrial import inner membrane translocase complex. The coding region runs from base 727 to 1362 and encodes 211 amino acids. Gene Ontology annotation, biological process: protein import into mitochondrial matrix. Gene Ontology annotation, molecular function: transmembrane protein transporter activity. The record is from RefSeq and is a predicted model, not a curated record. The transcript is spliced from 7 exons. Lineage: Eukaryota; Metazoa; Chordata; Actinopteri; Cyprinodontiformes; Poeciliidae.
AUGAGUUUCAUAGUGGUUGCUCUUUCUUAAUUUGAAUAUGAGGAAUUGUUUGUUUGCUUACAAAAUCAGCAUAAAUAAUUUUAGGUAUACACGAGUCAUGAAUAUAUUAGUAGAACGUAAACUUUAGUGCCUUUUUUAUCCAGAAAACCCGGAAUACACAGUAUGUAUCCAAGAAGAAUUUGCCACUCGCAACAUGGCGGAUGCGCUGUCGUAUCAUUUUUACGGAGCAACGAGAUAUGCGCUUCCGUUUCAAAGAGCCACUGAGUUAUCGUAAAUUUGUUCGUGAAUUUAUUGAAGAGGGAAAAAAAAUAAAAAAUUUGACACUUUAAAUUCACUGCGACUUUUAAUAUGUAUGCAUUACAUUAUACAUAGUGAAAUAUUUUUUGGGGAAUGGGAGUUUUAAUUUUAAGUUUGAACGUCUUGGUUUUUGACGUAACAGUUUGUUACCGGUGAUCGCUUUACGGCAGAGCGUGCUGCUGGAGGUCAGGGACAUGAUCACACGAGAAUCUCGGUAGUUUCUUGGUAGUAAACGUUGAUUUCGUAAGAGAGAUUAUCCUGGAAUACAGAAUAUUCUCGCAUUGGAUAUUUUCUCCUGGUGUUAGAAAAAUCCAGCGGCACGUUUUUACUUUGUGUUACGACAUCUCUUGCUAAGGUUAGCCGCCUCGGCUCAGCUAGCUUCUUUUAGUUUACAGGCUCUAGUCUUAGUCUCCAGAGAGGGUUACAGCCAUGGACAACAACUCUCAGGGCUCGGGAGGAUUCAAAGGGGGGUUAGGGGGUCUGUUUGGUGGCGGGGGUGCUCCUGAAUACUCCAACACAGAGCUCGCCGGUGUCCCACUGACAGGAAUGAGUCCUCUUUCACCUUACCUCAACGUCGACCCUCGUUACCUGGUUCAGGACACAGAUGAGUUCAUUUUACCAACAGGGGCCAACAAGACAAGAGGGAGAUUUGAACUGGCUUUCUUCACCAUUGGAGGCUCAUGUAUGACAGGAGCCACACUGGGAGCUUUAAAUGGUCUGAGGAUGGGCUUGAAGGAGACGAGAGACAUGGCAUGGUCCAAACCUCGCAACGUACAAAUUCUGAACAUGGUGACCAGGCAGGGGGCUUCGUGGGCCAACUCUCUAGGCUCUGUCGCUCUGUUGUAUAGUGCUUUUGGUGUGGCGAUAGAGAAAGCCAGAGGGGCAGAAGAUGACAUUAACACGGUGGCUGCUGGCACGUUAACAGGGAUGCUCUUCAAAUCCAGCGGGGGAUUAAAGAGCGCGGCCCGUGGAGGUCUGGUUGGUUUAGCCGUAUCCGGUGCCUAUGCUCUUUACAACAACUGGGAUCAUCUCACCGGCUCCUCGCCCUCGUCCCGGCUCUACUAGCCUCUUCCAUGCUGUAGCUACUUUAUACUUAGGUCCAAGUAUCUGGAGGACACAGCCUUUAACCACAAACUGCUAGGUUUGAGUUAAAUUCGGUGUUCUUUUCCCGACUCUGUCACUCGCCCUGAAGCAUUCUGGGAAUUGAGAGAAAAGUUAAUUCCUCUGGAAAUCCAGAUCAUUUGUGUUAGUCCCGAUCAGUGAGGAUAUGGUAUGAAAUCCUGACACUUAGUUUUAUUGUUUAUGAAUGAGUCGUCCAUCUCCAGUGAUUCUAUGCUGAGAGAGUGUGCUGACAUUUAGGUUAAAUGAGCCAAUUUAUGGGACAGCACCCGGUGUGUGGUCCAGACGAGGUAUUUUCAGACUGAAAGACUCGCCACCUGUAAAAAUGGAACAAAUCCUGAUGGGCUGAUGACUUGUAUUUAUUAAAACGUAUGUUGGUGGUUUCUUCUCUGUGAGAGAGGAAGUCACUGUAAAGCUGUACCGGAACUGCUUACUUUUCAUGUUUCUCCAUCAAGUACGCUGUUUGAUAAAGUGAAAUAAAAUGAAAUGGAAAUGUUCACAAAUA